AUGCAUGAUCUGUCCUGGUUUCUCUUGAAGAGAAACCAGGACCUGAGCCCCACCCCAGCAGAGCAGUCCUCCAUCCUGUCCCUGGUCACAAAGAUCAACAAUGUCAUCGACAACCUGAUCGUUGCUCCGGGCAAUUUUGAAGUGCAAAUUGAAGAGGUGCGCCAGGUGGGCUCCUACAAGAAGGGCACCAUGACGACGGGGCACAACGUGGCCGACCUGGUGGUGAUCCUGAAGAUCCUCCCCACAUGUGAGAUAAAGCUUUUGGAUGUAACAGACGAUAUGAUGUCACAGUGUUUGCAGCCAGUAGAGAGGGGACUGUCUAUGGUCUGUACACUCUGAGGCUGUGCUGUGAACCUUUGGGGUUGAGAGU
Messenger RNA from Notothenia coriiceps (black rockcod), 370 nucleotides. RefSeq names its product interleukin enhancer-binding factor 2 homolog. The transcript has 4 exons. The record is from RefSeq and is a predicted model, not a curated record. Gene Ontology annotation, molecular function: double-stranded RNA binding; DNA binding. Gene Ontology annotation, cellular component: catalytic step 2 spliceosome. Gene Ontology annotation, biological process: positive regulation of DNA-templated transcription. NCBI's taxonomy places the organism in Eukaryota, Metazoa, Chordata, Actinopteri, Perciformes, Nototheniidae. The coding region runs from base 1 to 339 and encodes 112 amino acids.